GGGGGGGGGGACCUAGCCGGUGGGGUGGCCUCGGUCUGAUUUUCAAGAGUAAAAUGGGGAUUUGGGUGGCAGCUGAGCCUGGACUUGUUGCUGGCGCUGAUUGCUGGCACUUGCUGCUAGCUUGGCUUCCUCAAUGUUGGAUGGAAGUCGGAGUAAACUACCCCAAGUCCGCUGGCCAGCCACCCCAGUCCCGCCUCGGGCAGCCGACAAGCGACGGCGGCGAUGGAUGCAACGCUCCUGGUGCCAUCUCCGCCUCCACGGCAACCCCGGCCAGUCCCCAUGGGGCACACACCAACAGACGUCGCUCCAUCAGGUGGAUGAGGUCUCGAGUCAUUGGCCGUGACCCUGCGGGGACUGAGGAGGAAAAAAAUGAUCAAGGGUGCGCUCGGCUCCGUCUUUGGGGUUGGAGAAUGAGGGAUGGGCCCUGCGCGCCGCUACGUACAUAUACCAGGGACGAACCGGCCGUUCGGGUCGCCUCUUCUGACUGCUGCCCUCAUCCCUCUUCCAUCGCGGUCGGUGGCCCAUUCUGCGUUUGUCGCGACGUAGAUCAGAGGCAGAGACAGCAGACACCCUCACCCCCAGGUACAGCAGCCGCAGCCCACCAUGGCCGCAGCCGGCACCCCCUCCGACUCGGGCAAAGAGGUCGCGCCCGAGGCCGCCCAGGUCGAGAGCGCCUACGCCAAAGAGGCCAACGAUGAUGCCAUCAGGCCCGCGCCCAAGACCACCAAGGGCCUCGACAAGGCCGAGCAGUUCCUCAAGGAGGCUGGCCGCACCGUUGUGGUCACCCAGGCCAACAACAAGCGCGUUGUGCGCCUCGUCGACAUGAGGCUGCUACCAAUUCUGCUUGUCGUUUACUGCCUCCAGUCGCUCGACAAGAACACGCUUUCAUACGCCGCCGUCUUUGGCCUGAUUGAGGACGCCAAGCUUGUCGGCGACCAGUUCUCGUGGCUCGGCUCCGUCGUCUACGUGGCCCAGCUCGUGUUCCAGCCGCUGGUCGCCUACAGCCUGGUCAAGCUGCCCACGGGCAAGUUCAUCACCGCCAUGGUCUUCUGCUGGGGCGCCGUGCUCUGCGGCAUGACGGCCGCCCACAACUUUGGCGGGCUCAUGGCCGCGCGCCUGCUCCUCGGCGCCUUCGAGGCCUCGGUCGCCCCGACCUUUGUCGCCAUCGUGCAGCAGUGGUACCGCCGCCGCGAGCAGACCAAGCGCAACGCCGCCUGGUACGCCACGCUGGGCGUCGUCAACAUCCUCGGCAGCCUGCUCACCUACGGCCUGGGCCACAUCGAUUCGGACAAGCUGCGCUCGUACCAGAUCAUCUUCCUCUUCUGCGGCGUGCUCACCGUGGCCUGGUCCGUCGUCAUGGCCUUCCUGAUGCCCGACUCGCCCAUGACGGCCAAGUUCCUCAAGGGCGACGACAAGCUCGUCGCCGUCGAGCGCCUGCGCAUGAACCAGCAGGGCAUCGGCUCGGGCGUCUGGAAGUGGGACCACGUGUGGGAGUGUAUGUACGACCCCAAGACGUGGGUCUGGUUCCUGACCAUGCUCGUCAUCUCCAUCCCCUCGGGCGGCAUCUCGACCUUUGGCCCGCUCAUCAUCGAGUCGUUCGGCUUCGACCGCUUCACCACCAUCCUCUUCAACAUCCCCUUUGGCGCCAUCCAGAUGAUCGCCACCCUCGGCGGCGCCUGGCUCUCGGACAAGAUCAAGAUGAAGGGCCCCGUGCUGAUGGCGCUGUGCAUCUGCCCCAUCGCCGGCUGCGCCAUCCUGCUCAAGACGGGCCGCGGCAAGGAGGACCAGGCGCUGAACCUGGCCGCCUACUACAUCAUCUCCUUCUACCCGGGCAUCUCGCCCCUCAUCUACUCGUGGUCGGGCCAGAACACGGGCGGCGACACCAAGCGCAAGGUCACCACGGCCAUGCUCUUCAUCGGCUCCAGCGUCGGCAACAUCGUCGGCCCGCUGCUGUUCCGCCGCGACGAGAGGCCCGCCUACACGCGCGGCCUCGUCGCCAACCUGGCCAUGUUUGUGCUGCUCAUCGUGCUCUUUGGCGCCGGCAUGCUGCUCAUCAAGGUGCUCAACGUGCGCCACGCCCGCCAGCGCGUCGCCCUCGGCAAGCCCGAGCACAUUAUCGACUACAGCAUGGCCGACAGGCGCGACGUCGCCAACGACGACGACGCGCUCAACGACGAGACGGUUGGCGAGAGGGGCUUUGAGGACAUCACGGACCUGAAGAACGAGGACUUUGUCUACGUCUACUAGUUUUUUUUUAUUGUAUAUUGUUUGUAGCAACACUGGAACGACGGCACGACGAAGUAUUGGUAGAAUCGCAUCACUAACGUGGGAGCCAUAUUAUUAUUGUAUACUUGGGUGUUGCAAAGAUCACGUUUGUGUCGAGGCACACCCGCCGCCCUUGAGGUUGAAUGGUC
This is a messenger RNA of Gaeumannomyces tritici R3-111a-1, 2414 nucleotides long. RefSeq names its product allantoate permease. Lineage: Eukaryota; Fungi; Ascomycota; Sordariomycetes; Magnaporthales; Magnaporthaceae. Gene Ontology annotation, biological process: transmembrane transport. The transcript has 2 exons. Gene Ontology annotation, molecular function: transmembrane transporter activity. Gene Ontology annotation, cellular component: membrane. The record is from RefSeq and is a predicted model, not a curated record. The coding region runs from base 604 to 2247 and encodes 547 amino acids.